AUGGCCUCAGAAAAUCCCGGGCAGACAGAGGACAUGGCACAGACAGCCUAUAGCCUGGCGAAAGAGCGCGAUUUCUACAGAUAUCUACCUCGCGACAAAGCUGCAUACCCGUUCGCUCCAUUUGAUGAGGCUAGCCAAAGGACCUCCGUUGUGAUCCCUUCGCGCGAUUAUGUAUUGACAUCCCUUGCUCAACUUGGUGCUGUGAAACUACGUGCCGAACGGGCAAUCAUCUCUCUUUUCGGGCCCACCCAUCAGUAUAUCCUCGCCGAGGCGACCAGUGCCGGUCCCCUGGGCCCAGAUCAAGAUAGUGACUUGCGGUUGGGCUGCUGCAUUAUGCCUAGGGAAACUGGCAUCUGCAUGGAUAUUGCAAACCUACCGCUAGCGAAUCCUUCAAAGAAUGAUGACUCUGCCAUUAUUGCGGACGGCUGCGCGUUGGUCAUGUCAGACAUGAAAGAAAGAAAUGAGGAGGAAGUGCAUAAGAAAUACAGUCUUGUAAAUAAGAUUUUGAACGCAAGAUUCUGCGCCGGGGUUCCGAUUAUUGGACCCAGAGGAAACACAAUCGGGUCCUACUGUGUCUUCGAUACCCAUCCCCGACAGUCUGGAGUCGACGAAGCGUCAAUAAUCUUCAUGAAACAGAUGGCGACGGCUAUCAUGGAUUAUUUGGACACGUUGCAUAUGAGAUACCAGAAUACGCAGGCCAAGCAGAUGAUUUUUGCCCUGGGGAGUUUUAUUGGGGGUAGGACCACGCUCCGCGAUUCAUGGCUAGAGUCCCAUGACCAGGAUGUUGUGACUGAGAAGUCGGGGAGCACUGUUGAGGGGCAGUUGAAUAAAGAGCAGCAGGAUUUGCAGGAAACGCAAUCUCAGCUGCCGCUGCGACUGCGCCCGCAUGAUGAUUCCUCUUUUCCGUGCGAGGUUGAGAAACUACCGGCACAACCAGAACUGGAUGUAAAACCUCCUGACUCGGCGUCCACCCCUGUUGACGGCAGGCAGCUGGCAGAAUGUAAUAAGCAGGAGAGCACGAAACGAUCAUCUGAAAGCUUGCUUUCCCAGAACGAAAUGCCAGACGACAGCCCACCGGCCGCCUUUGAAAGGGUAUUCGCCCGAGCCGCAAACUUGAUCCGCGAGUCUGUCGAAGUAGAAGGUGUUAUCUUUAUCAAUGCCAGGAUCGAAUCCUUUGGUGGGCUCGUUGGAUACGAAUACCGAGGUGAGACAGCAGGCAGUGAAGACAGCACCGACUCAGGAAGCACCGGAGGAAGCGUCUCGAGCGCUGCACCCGUUCCUGGUGCUAAUUCUCCGGAAGGCGACGCUGUCUGUCAGACCCUGGGCUGUUCGACAUCGGAAUUCUCCACCAUCAACAAUGACAUGAAGUCUAAUGCAAAGCCAGGCCAUGAAUAUGUAGUCCGAGAGUCUGUGUUGAAGGCCAUGUUGAAUCGCUACCCUCACGGCAAGAUCUUUAACUACAACCAGGAUGGGUCGUUAUCCGAUGACAGCAGCAGCAGUGGAACUGCCUCCAGCAGCUCGACAAAAGGAGUGAGGUUUAAAAACAUGACAAGACGGAUGCAAAACCACAGACAAGACGCCGAUUACCUGCAAGGAGUCCUUGGUAGUGCCCGAAGCAUUAUUUUCUUGCCUCUAUGGGAUUCGCACAAGGCAAGAUGGCUUGCUGGCUUGCUGGUAUGGACCAAUACACCUGAACGCAUAUUUACAGUAGAGAACGAACUUGCAUACCUUCAUGCCUUUGGUAAUAGUAUCAUGGCUGAGGUUCACCGACUGGAUAUAGAGAUUGCGGACAAGGCUAAGCAUAAUCUAGUCACAAGUAUCUCACAUGAGCUGAGAAGUCCACUGCAUGGCCUUCUCGGCACCGCAGAUAUAUUAAGUGACACAGCCAUGAAUGCGCUUCAACAGGGAAUGAUCCAAACAAUAGAGUCUUGUGGGCGUACCCUUCUUGAUACUAUUAAUCAUCUGCUCGACUUCACUUAUAUUAAUAAGAUCUCGAAAGACUAUAAGCUGAAGUAUACACAUGGUCGCCCUGCCGAGCAGCCCACCAGACCAAGCCAAGAACAAACAGACUUUGACCGUUACCCCCUGGGUAGUAGUGAGAGUUUAUAUGAGGAGGUUCAGCUGGAUGUCGUCCUGGAGGAGGUUGUGGAGUGUGUGUUUGCCGGCUAUACCUUCUAUCAUCAACACCGAGCGCCGGAACGGCCAUUGAGCAGUACAGGGGGCUCAAGAACAGCUAUCCUUUCAUUAAAGCAACCAACGAUCAUCUUCGACAUCCAACAGGCUGCUGGAUGGAAAUUCUUUAACUCAGGCUGGUUGCUGGCGCCGUAUUUUGAUGAACGUCUUCAGCAAUGCCCUUAA
Aspergillus puulaauensis is the source of this 2358-nucleotide messenger RNA. RefSeq lists its product as uncharacterized. Gene Ontology annotation, biological process: signal transduction. The transcript has 2 exons. Gene Ontology annotation, molecular function: phosphorelay sensor kinase activity. NCBI's taxonomy places the organism in Eukaryota, Fungi, Ascomycota, Eurotiomycetes, Eurotiales, Aspergillaceae. Bases 1 to 2358 code for a protein of 785 amino acids. The record is from RefSeq and is a predicted model, not a curated record.